This is a messenger RNA of Candidula unifasciata, 552 nucleotides long. The record is from the annotation of a GenBank genome assembly. NCBI's taxonomy places the organism in Eukaryota, Metazoa, Mollusca, Gastropoda, Stylommatophora, Geomitridae.
AUGGCUCUUAAAGAUUUACUAAGUAGCCACCCAAAUGCGAUGUCUGUCGCAUUGUUUGGGGCGGGCUUUGCCGUUGCCACCCUUGUACUGAGGUACCGAUCUCGAUCGCCCAGGGGACUGGUUGGGCAGAGUUCAAGCAACACCACAAACUCUGUUAAUGGUAAAGGGGAUCAUAGUCUGGAAACAAAGGUUGCACAGGAAGAGUACAAAAUGGUUCUCGUUGUUCGAACAGAUUUGAAAAUGGGUAAAGGAAAAAUGGCAGCACAGUGUGCCCAUGCAGCCGUUGGAGCAGUCGAAAAACUGGCCUACGUCAAUAUGGCUGCCCUCAGACACUGGCAGAACCUUGGACAGCCUAAAGUCGUACUGAAGGUCGAUGGCUUAGAAGCACUGUUUGACCUUGACAAGGUUGCUAGGUCCAAGAGUAUCACCACAUGUCUCAUCAGCGAUGCUGGCAGGACACAGAUUGCUGCAGGUUCCAAGACAGUGCUGGCCCUGGGACCAGGGCCUGCCAGUGUCAUCGACCAGAUUACCGGACACCUCAAACUGUUGUAA